Messenger RNA from Diachasma alloeum, 1221 nucleotides. RefSeq lists its product as uncharacterized. The record is from RefSeq and is a predicted model, not a curated record. Bases 1 to 1221 code for a protein of 406 amino acids. The transcript has a single exon. Lineage: Eukaryota; Metazoa; Arthropoda; Insecta; Hymenoptera; Braconidae.
AUGCAACAGGAAGGUCAAUUAAGACUACUAACGUUCAAAAUAGAGACUCUGAUGGAGAAAUAUCAUGACCUCCCGCAGGACGCUGAAACCGAAGAGGACCUCACCCUAGAAGAAUUAGACGGGCACAAGGGGAUAAUCGAGGCAGAAUGGAGCGAGUAUUUUCAGAUUUAUGCCAAUCUAGCCGAGUUUCUUCCCCCUGAUCACAAGUAUGUGAACGAAAUGAUCCAUGAACGAGCCACCAGGACAAGACGACAAGCCCUGAUGCUCAUUGCUCGGCUGAAGGGUCAACUGGCAAGGAAAAAGGAUUCAAUUAGCAGCUCAACAGAUCAAAGCCAGGCAAAUCAGCUGAAGCGUCUUGACAUCAAGCCAUUCGAUGGGAAACCGGAGGAAUGGAAGGAGUUCAGUGACCUUUUCUUGUCACUGGUGGGAAAUGUCACGUCAAUUCCACCAGUACAGAAAUUCGUGAGACUUAAGGCAUGCCUGAAAGGUCCAGCAGCAGCUCUCCUCUCUACUUUUCAGGCCAAGGACGAAAACUACGAACAGGCUUGGCAGAAACUCACCAGGAAGUACGAGGACCCUAGACUCGUCGCUCAGUCGCUGUUCAACAGAAUCCUGACGCUGUCGAAAAUCACCCAAGCAACAGAAGAGAACCUCAGCGCCAACGGAGCAGCAGCAUUGGAGACCCUCGAUCAAUUACAAGAUGUGACGGGGUUAAAGACAGACAACAUCACUGAAGAGCUGGUAGCCCAUUUACUGAGGAGAUCUCUUGAUGCAGAGACACUCAAGCAGUGGGAACUAAAGCUGGGAGACUCAAAGGAUUUCCCGAGCCUUAAGGAGUUCGUGGCGUUCAUCGAGGCCUGCGUCAGAGGGAUCAACGCAGGUGAUAAGCUGCUAUCAUCAAAGGAAAUCAACGCAGCCACGAAGAAGUCAGCUCCAACAAAGAAAAGGAGCACCUAUACAGCAGCAACUCACCAGCAGGAAAUUAAGGAGCCAGAAAGACAACUUCCAAGAAACUGCUGUGCCUACUGUCAGGACAAGCAUUUUAUCGCAUCCUGCCAGAAGUUCAUCGAGCUCACCCCAGCGAAGAGAAACGACGUCGUUAUCAACAAGGGGCUGUGCUUCAACUGCUUGGGGCCACACACGAAGGCCAAGUGCACGUCGGACAAGAAGUGCCACAAAUGUAGCAGAUUUCACCACACUCUCAUCCAUGGAGGGAGUUAG